Molecule: messenger RNA, 1988 nt
Organism: Trichechus manatus latirostris (Florida manatee)
Lineage: Eukaryota; Metazoa; Chordata; Mammalia; Sirenia; Trichechidae
Gene: GPSM1
Product: G protein signaling modulator 1
Exons: 13
Coding region: 1-1938 (645 amino acids)
Biological process (GO): establishment of mitotic spindle orientation
Cellular component (GO): cell cortex
Molecular function (GO): GDP-dissociation inhibitor activity; G-protein alpha-subunit binding
Source: RefSeq, a predicted model, not a curated record
AUGGAGGCCUCGUGCCUGGAGCUGGCCCUGGAGGGUGAGCGGCUGUGCAAGGCCGGUGACUUCAAGGCCGGCGUGGCCUUCUUCGAGGCGGCCGUGCAGGUGGGCACAGAGGACCUGAAGACGCUGAGCGCCAUCUACAGCCAACUGGGCAAUGCCUACUUCUACCUGAAGGAGUAUGCCCAGGCACUUGACUACCACAAGCACGACCUCCUGCUGGCUAGGACCAUUGGUGACCGCAUGGGGGAGGCCAAGGCCAGCGGGAACCUGGGCAACACGCUCAAGGUCCUGGGCCGCUUUGACGAGGCUGUCGUCUGUUGCCAGCGCCACCUGGACAUCGCCCAGGAGCAGGGGGACAAGGUUGGGGAGGCGCGGGCCCUCUACAACAUUGGCAAUGUGUGCCACGCCAAGGGCAAGCAGCUGUCCUGGCGUGCUGCCCAGGACCCCGGGCACCUGCCACCUGAUGUGCGGGAGACGCUGCGCAGGGCCUCCGACUUCUACGAGAGGAACCUGUCCCUGGUGAAGGAGCUGGGUGACCGGGCGGCCCAGGGCAGAGCCUACGGCAACCUGGGCAAUACUCACUACCUGCUGGGCAACUUCACGGAGGCCAUUGCCUUCCACAAGGAGCGCCUCGCCAUUGCCAAGGAGUUUGGAGACAAGGCGGCUGAGAGGAGGGCCUACAGCAACCUGGGGAAUGCCCACAUCUUCCUGGGGCGCUUCGAUGUCGCGGCCGAGUACUACAAGAAGACGCUGCAGCUGUCCCGGCAGCUCAAGGACCAGGUGGUGGAGGCGCAGGCCUGCUACAGCCUGGGCAACACCUACACGCUGCUGCAGGACCACGAGCGAGCUGCUGAGUACCACCUGCGCCACCUGCUCAUUGCCCAGGAGCUGGCCGACAGAGUGGGCGAGGGCCGGGCAUGCUGGAGUCUGGGGAACGCCUACGUGUCCAUGGGGAGCCCCGCGCAGGCCCUGAACUUCGCCAAGAAGCACCUGGAGAUCUCUCAGGAGAUCGGAGACCGCAACGGGGAGCUCACGGCCCGCAUGAAUGUGGCGCAGCUGCAGCUGGUCCUGGGCCGGCUGACUGACACAGUGACCACAGAGAAGCCUGACCUGGCCGGCUAUGAGGCCCAAGGGGCCAGGCCCAAGAGGACGCAGAGGCUGAGCGCAGAGACCUGGGACCUGCUGAGGCCCCCCCUGGAGCAGGAGCAGAAUGGAGACAGCCACCACGCCGGGGACUGGCGGGGGCCAGGCCGGGACUCGCUCCCCCUGCCGGUAAGGAGUAGGAAGUACCAGGAGGGGCCGGACACUGCUGAGCGGAGGCCCCGGGAGGGCGGCCACUCCCCUCUGGACAGCGCGGAUGUCAGGGUGCAGGUGCCUCAUGCAGGCCUCCUGCGGGCCCUGUCCUCGGACGAGGAGUGUUUCUUCGACCUGCUGAGCAAGUCCCAGAGUGGCCGUAUGGACGACCAGCGCUGCCCCCUGGAGGACGGCCAGGCUGGUGCCGCCCCCACACUGGAGGAGCGCAUGGCCCAGUCCUCGCUGACGGCCUCCCCACAGACUGAGGAGUUCUUCGACUUCAUCGCCAGCUCUCAGAAUCGCCGGCUGGACGACCAGCGGGCCAGCGUGGGCAGCCUGCCUGGGCUGCGCAUCACCCACAACAACCUGGGCCACCUACACAGCGAGAGCGACCCCCCGGAGCCAGGGGACGAGUUCUUCAACAUGCUCAUCAAGUGCCAGGCCUCCAGGAUCGAUGACCAGCGCUGCCCGCCGCCCACUGUGCCCCCACGAGGCCCCACCAUGCCAGAUGAGGAUUUCUUCAGCCUUGUCCAGAGGGUGCAGGCCAAGCGCAUGGACGAGCAACGGGUGGACCUUGCCACCAGCCCUGAGCAGGAGACCACCGGGCCGCCUGAGCCACAGCAGCAGGUCCCGCCCGGCGCCAGCUAAGGCCUCAGCCUCGAGGCUGGUGAGCCCCCCACCUGCAGCCAGGGCCACCC